This is a messenger RNA of Chlorella variabilis, 666 nucleotides long. RefSeq lists its product as hypothetical. NCBI's taxonomy places the organism in Eukaryota, Viridiplantae, Chlorophyta, Trebouxiophyceae, Chlorellales, Chlorellaceae. Bases 1 to 666 code for a protein of 221 amino acids. The record is from RefSeq and is a predicted model, not a curated record. The transcript is spliced from 7 exons.
AUGCUCGCUGCACACUGCCCCAGCGCCGUGCUGUGCCUGCUGCUGGCCUGCACGGCCCUGACCACAGCUGCCGCCGCAGGCAGCAGCGAUGCCGGCAGCGGCCGCGGCAGCUGGCGCAAGCCGGGCUUCUGCGGCAACAUGGACUGCCCAGAGUACACUGUGUGGCAGAAGAACUUCGACUUCCAAGUGCGGGAGUACAGGGAAGCCGCCUGGGUGGCGGUCAACGUGUCGGGUGUGCGCUACGAGCUUGCCGUCAAGGCCGCCCUGCCCCUGCUGUCCCAAUACUUCUGGGGAGCCAACAAGGAGGGGCUGCGCCUACAGGAGACCGUGCCCCUGGUCACCCACUACCGGCUGGAUGUGCACCCGCACACCGGCGAGCGCCGCACCUACAGCGUCUUCUGGUUCAUCCCCUACGAGUAUCAGGCGGAGCCGCCCGAGCCCAGCCACCCGGCGCUGUGGCUGUACCGCAGCCCCGCCAACGCCACCAUGUUUGUGCGCAUGUUCGGCCACCACGCGCGGGAGUGGCGGGUGCCCAGCGGGGUGCUGGUGGCAUCCUACAACCACCCCAGCAAGCACCACCCGCACCUCCCCCGCCGCUACCACCACAGCGAGGUGUGGAUGCGCGGCACCUUCAACAAGAGCGCCCCGCCGCCGCCAGCGCGCUAG